UUUGAUGGCAAAAUGGCGUCUUGUAAGGAUGUCCUGUUGUAUUUUCACAUUUAUCAAUUUGAUAAUUAUGUAUAAACAUAAACUAAUCGUUUGUUAACAACUAGUUUCACGUUAUAUUAAAUAUAAUAAAUCAAAGCUUCAAAAUGGAUGCGGUAAAAUCAUUUAACCAAGAGCUUUCGUCGCUCUAUGAGGUGAAACCUCCAAUAUCCAAAGCAAAGAUGACUGCCCUAACCCGAGGAGCCAUCAAAGCCAUUAAGUUUUAUAAACAUGUAGUGCAGAGUGUUGAAAAGUUCAUUUUAAAGUGCAAACCUGAAUAUAAAGUGCCUGGACUCUAUGUAAUAGACUCGAUAGUGAGACAGUCAAGACAUCAAUUUGGACCUGAUAAGGAUGUUUUUGCACCCCGGUUCUCGAAGAACAUACAGCAGACGUUCAUUAAUUUGUUUAAAUGCCCUCCUGAGGACAAAAGCAAGAUCAUCAGAGUGCUGAAUCUGUGGCAAAGAAACCAAGUGUUCCCUCCCGAGGUGAUCCAACCGCUGUUCGAUCUCGCCGACCCGAACAAUCCCAUCUACAAGGAGAUGAAUGCUCAGAUGCAGGCGACCAACGGUCUUAGCGUGCAGAAUGUUGCCAUGGCCAAAGGUUCGCCAGCAUUGCAACGUACACCAACCAAAGGAGGUCAGCAGUCAGGAGAUAACAACCACGGAUCAGCCGGUUUGAAUUUGGCGGAUCCAAACGUACUUCAGCAGUUACAGCAGCUUCAGCGUUUGUUGACGAAAAGUACAGACGCGUCAAGGGCUGAGAGUCAAGUUCAUUUCGACAAGAAGUUGCUCGAUUUUGAUUAUGGCGACGACGAGGAUGAAAACAAUUCGCCGCGUCAACCGAAUCCCAAUGAUUCCGUUUCAAGUCUUUUGACCAACCCCGAGGUAUUGAGACAGUUGCAAACACUCCAGCAAACAAUGGCUAGUGCACAACAUGCAGACAUGGAUGUGGAGAAAAUGCGACGGAUGCAAGAAAUGAAGCAGCAGGAGGAGGAAUUUGAUAAACAUCUUGCUCAGACAGUUCCUAAUCUUCCGUUUGCAUCUGAAUGUGAUUUUAAAGCGAUGAGUGUCCAAAUGAACAGUGGAAGCUACUAUACCGACCUAUCGGCCAAUCCUCCAAUGCCGCACGAUAUGGGCGGAUAUGAACCUCAGCCACCGCCACCGCUUCCUCAAUCAAAGAACAACGAGAUUGAAGUCAUCACUUUGGAUCAUGAUGAUUCAAGAUCCGGAACUCCAACCGAGGACCGCUACUUGAGCAAACGAAAGCGUAGCAGGUCCCCUUCGCGCGAUCGACGCGGCAGAGACAGGGACAGAGACAGAGAUCGUAAGCGCUCGAGAUCCAGAUCCAAAGGUAGACGCCACAGGUCCAGGUCGAGAUCACGAGACAGAGACAGGGACAGGGAUCGUAGGAAAGAUAAAGAGAAGGAGAAGGACAAAGAGAAGAAAGAAGAGACCGAGAGGGAUCGAGAAAGGAAGAAGCGUGGAUUGCCUGCCAUCAAGAAGGAUCAUCUGAGCAUCUGCAGCACUACGUUGUGGGUAGGGCACCUGUCCAGGUUGGUCCAUCAGGACGAUCUGUCGAACACGUUUGGAGAGUUCGGCGAUGUUGUCAGCAUCGAUUUGAUCCCGCCUAGAGGAUGCGCGUUCAUCGUUAUGCUGCGCAGGCAAGAUGCUGCGAGGUGUCUAGCGAAGCUGAAGGGGCACGUGCUGCAUGCUAAAGCGAUCACUCUUGCAUGGGCGCCCGGCAAAGGUGUCAAAGGCAAGGACUUGAAAGAUUACUGGGAAGGCGAUUUGGGCGUUUCUUACGUACCGUACAGCAAACUCAAGGAGGACAUGGACAUAGAUAUGCUGGAAGAAGGUGGUAUGAUUGACGAAGAUACGAUGCCGCAAUGGAUGAAAGACAAGGUUGAGAAGAUGGGAAGAAAGCCGUCUAAACAGGAAAUGCCUGGAUUCUUGUUGGCAGCUGACUUGUCGAAUGCUGCUGUAGACACAAGUCAGCCGCCGCCAAUGCCUCCUGCUGCUGCUGCUGGAUUGCUGCAACCACCGAUGAUGCCUCUGGUCAACCCGUUCCAGUUUGGUAAUAGAUUAUUGGGCAUGAACAUGAUGGGCAACAUGCCGCCGAACAUCCCUCUGGGCGUGCCGCCUCCGAACGUGCCCGGAGCGACGGCCGCCGCCGCGAUGAUGCUCGGGCUGAGCAACCCGUUCCAGACGUUGCCGCCUCAGUUACCGCCCCCGACGAUCGACACCACGGCCAAACCGCCCCCAGUCGCCGGAGCGCCGCCUCCCGGCGACCUGAAGUCGCUCAGCGAGAGCCUGAUGAACAUAACGCAGGGCUUCGGGAACACGAGCGUGCCGCCUCCGAGCGUCCCUGCAGGCGGAAACAUGGUGCCGCCGCCGCAGAUGAACGAGGACGCAAUGGAUGUCGAGAUGGAGGAUGCUGAUAAUAGAUCGGUGAAUAAUGCUGAUCCCAGAACCAACUCGAUCAGCGGCAGGAACAACAGAGACGAUGAGAGACGAGAUCGCAGCAGAGAUGACAGAGAUAAAAAGGACGAUAGAGACAGGCGAGGAGGAGACGAUAGGGACGCCAGGGGUAGACGUGACAGGAGCAGGGAAAGAGACCGCAAUAAAGACACUAGACGGGACAGCAGAGACAGAGACAGGAGAGACAGAGGACGUGAUAGAGACAGAGAUACAGGUCGCGACAGAGACGCCGGGCGAGAUAGAGACAUGGGUCGAGACAGAGAUGCCGGACGCGAUAGAGACAGGCGUGGCGAUAGAAAUGACCGUAGAGACAGGAGCGGAGAUAGAGGCAACCGCUGGGGAGGGGAUAGAGACAGGCGUGAUGCAGGCGGUAAGGACGACAGACGGGAUCGUGAGAAGAACCUGAACGAUAGGCUGCGCGAGAUGGCAGGAGGUUAUGAUGAUGGCAGAAACAGAGACAAGUCGGCCGACAGGCGACCAGGAGGGUAUCCGGAUGACGUGAGAGGAGGACCACCGCGAGGUGGAGCUGCAUCUCAAUCCUCCAGGCGUGAUUACCCUGAUUUCAAGCAGCCUCCACCGGACACGCCUAAGAAAGAGCUCGCAAAGCCAGACCCUCGCGGCAAAGAAGAUGAGCUCGAACGCAAAGCAGAAUGCGUCAAAAAAGACGACGAAGAAGCGAUUCAGGCAGAGCGGCGCGAAGACGUCGUUUCACAGAACAUGGAUAUGAUGUUUAGAGGCGCCGAUAUGAUCAUGGAUGGACGACAUCCAGAUCCUUUGAUGACAGAACCGCCCCCAGGCGACUUGAUGCGCCCGCGAGAACGUCCGCCGUUCGACGAUUUGCCGCCGCCGAGGAACGAGAUUGGUUUGCUGGGUCGACCGCCACCGGACGGUUUCAUGGGGGGCGUAGAGGGAGAGCCGCCGUUGUUGCCUCCGCCGCCGCACAUGCGCUUCAAUCCGCCGCCUACGGCGAUGUUCGAUGGCAGGCCGCCGCCCCCGCUGUUCGACGGGCCUCCGAUGAUGGGCGACGACAUGCCGAUGAUGAUGCCACCCGAUAUGAUGGACGGUCCCCCAGACAUGCACAUGCCACCGCGCAUGCCGUUCGGCAGAGGCGGCUGGCGUGGUCGCGGAGGCGGCGAUUUCGGACCGAGAGGGCCACCGCCGGACUUCUUUCCGCCAGUAGGCGGGAGGGACGAGUUUGAAGAUGAUUUCAGGGGUGAAUUCGACGGUCCGCCGUCGCUGAUGCGGGGCGGAUUCAGGCCGCCGAGAGGGAUGCGCGGAGGGCCGCCGGGCAGAUUCAACGGCCCCCCGCCUCUGAUGAGGGGCGGCCGAGGCGGUAGAGGAGGUCACUUCAGAGAUGGGCCCAACUUCAACCCGCGUUUCGAGUUUGAGGGUCCCCCACCGGAAUUCUUUCGCGGUAUGGGACCUGGGCCCAGAAUGAGGGAGCCGCCAAUGUUUGAGGAUGGCCCGCCUGGCAUGAGACACCGCGGAGGACCCAGAUUUGAAAAUGAUAGACGACCACCCAGGCACGAAUUUGAAGAUGAAGAACCAAGGGAGAGGUUCAGAGAUCGUAGAAGUCGUUGGGGUUCGCACUCUCCCGGCCAGAUGGACGAACCACCCCACCAUAUGGGCGCUGAUGAACCGUUCAGAGAUCCAGGGUCGCAUCAUGAACCUCCUGGUGACGAACCUCAACGUGACGACCAACCACCGGCGAUGGGCAUCAGUGAUGAUCAAAGACCAUUCGAGAGCGUUGGUCAAGAUCCAGGCAACACAACUCCAGUGAGGGACGAGUGCAUGGAUCAAGGUGCCGAUUAUGUACAACAGAGCCAUGACGGUGAUGCUGCAGGUGGUGAACAUUUUGGUGAUAAUGGGCAGCAAGGGCAAACUGAAGAUUAUGGAGAUCGCGGACAAGAACAAAAUGAAGAUUUUAGAGAUCAUGAACAGCAAGGAGAGACUGAAGAGUUUGGUGAUCACGGACAGAAAGGACAUACGGAAGAAUUUGGCCAUGGUGAUCAGCAAGUCGGUGAAGAUUAUGGUCGUGAACCAGAGCAGUGCGGUGGCGACUAUGGUCAACAAGAUCAAGGUGGAGGGAACAAUGAGCAAGAGUGUGGAGCUUUGGAGCAAAUCGAACAGGCUCCUGAACCAGAAGCAGCUGCCUGUGCCGAAAAUGAAGCAGCAGAAGAAGUAGCUCAACCAAAUGCAUAGUAGUUUUGCUGUCUAGUAAAAUAGUAUAAUUUGAUUAUAUGGAUGGCAACUGAUGUUUGUUAGGUAACCUACUUACCUAACACAGAAACGUAUUGUGGUUAUGGGUAUGUCAGUUGCCUGUUUUAAUUUUCUAUGCAAUUCAAGAAGAUAAAAUUUAACUUUAUGAUAUUCAAUAAUUUGUCGUAGUAAAUAAAGUAUUGCUACCGA
Messenger RNA from Acanthoscelides obtectus, 4922 nucleotides. The record is from the annotation of a GenBank genome assembly. Lineage: Eukaryota; Metazoa; Arthropoda; Insecta; Coleoptera; Chrysomelidae.